Molecule: messenger RNA, 849 nt
Organism: Phragmites australis (common reed)
Lineage: Eukaryota; Viridiplantae; Streptophyta; Magnoliopsida; Poales; Poaceae
Exons: 3
Coding region: 57-659 (200 amino acids)
Source: RefSeq, a predicted model, not a curated record
CACUUAUGUUAUGUAUGUGUUAGCAUUUCUGAAGUACGAACCAAAUCGGACCAAAGAUGGUAGCAUCAGCAGCGCCAUUCCCCAGCAUCCUCCGCCUGACCAAACCAAGAACGCCACCACUCCCAUCCUCUUCCCGACCGUCUCACUCCCGCCUCCACCUCCGAAUCCGAUCCCCCAAGCCCAUGAACCCAGCGGCGGCGCCCGCCUCCUCUUCCAUGGAGGCGGCCCAGCCCCAGGCGCGCGACGGCCAGGGAGGGGCGGAGGAGGCGGCGGCCAUGACGCUGCUGUUCGUGGAGAUGGGCGUCGGCUACGACCAGCACGGCCAGGACAUCACCGCCGCCGCCGUGCGCGCCUGCAGGGACGCCAUCUCCUCCAACUCCAUCCCUGCCUUCCGCCGCGGGUCCAUACCCGGGGUGAACAGUGACCAGAUGAAGCUGCAGAUCAAACUCGGCGUGCCGAGGCCGACGCAGCACUUGCUGGACGCUGAGAGAGUCAAGGCCGUGUUUCCCUAUUUCCUCGUUGUUCGCAGUGGCAAGAUUAUUAGCUUUGAGGUCGUGGACGGCGGCAUGAUCUGUUCGAGCGGCGUGUGCCUGGAAGCAAUGGGGGAUAAAAACGACGAUUGCUACAUAGUCAACGCUGCAGUUUACGUUGGUUACUAGUAGUUUUAUUCUGGAAGAAUUGAUUUCGAAUUCUCCUGGAAUGGCACAGCAGAAGGAAAAAACUACAAGUGUUUUCCUACCGCAAUACAAUAAGCGCGUCAUUCUUGUCAGCGCAUUUCUCCGUUGAUGUGUAUAAUAAACUGCACGUCCCUAGUGUUGCAUUCGUUCUAAUCCCUACGUUUUUGUGUCA